CAAACGGCGGCACCUGGACGGUAAAAGGGCUAUCAUUCUCAACAAAAUUGAGAAAAUUUUAAAGUGAUAUUUAUUUGAAACAAAAUAAACGAAGGUCGAGAGAGAGAGAGAGGGGUAGAGAAAAACGUAGAAAGCGAAUAGAGAUACAGAGCAUUGAUUCUUGUAGUCGCCUCAUAUUGAUAUGCUUGGAGUCUCCUAUGGACAGCUCCUCCUCUUGAUCGGAGCUGUUGUUGCCUUUACAGGCCCAAAGGACUUCCCCCGUGUAUCGAGAUUAGCAGGGAGGAUGGCUGGUCGUGCCAUUGGUUAUGUUCAAUUAGCUCGUGGUCAGUUUGAUGUUAUAAUGCACCAGUCUCAAGCUCAGCAGGUGCAUAAAGAACUAAAAGAUACAAUGGCUCAAUUGGAAGCUAUACGUCAUGAAAUUAGAACCGUCUCUUUUAUGAAUCCUGGUCAAUUGACGACAAGACUGGUAGAUAAUCUUGAUCAGACAACCGCAGCAAAUGAAAGCACAGAAUCAGAAAAAGUAAUAACAGAGAACGUAUCAAGGACAACUACUCCCAAGGAUUCUGGUUUAAAAGCCUCAAGCUCGUUUAAUAUCCAUAGCAAAGCAACUGCCUCAAGCUCGUUUGAUAUAUACAGCAAAGCAACGGCUUAUGCAAGUUUGGCUGAAUCCUCUGCUUUAAAUUCUGGGCCUGGGACUAGUGAUAUAAGUGAUAAAUCUGGUCUUCUUGCCGUCCUUCCUGUAUCAGCAGAAAGUGCUGGAUUGCUACCAAAUCGCAAGGGAACUGUCAGUGGAUCUGACCUAGUUUUGGAAGCUAUUGUAGAGGCAGAGGUGGCAAACAAUGCAAAAGAAUUCUUUGCACAACCUCAAAAUCAAUUGAAACCGGAGUAAUAGAUUGUGUGUUUUACAUCUCCGCUCAUUUGUUGAAGACUAAUUCUAUGAAUUAGCUACUGGCUACAGUAAUUGAAGUUAUAUAUUUAGUUAGUGAAACUUACAAUCAUUUAAAAUUGUCAGUCUGCAGUAGUAGGAACUUUAUCUGGAUAUCUGUACAUGUAUCAAGUCAUGUACACUUCUGCAUAUGUUUCUGCAGAUCAUGGAUCUUGUACUCCAUUUUGGUAACUAUUAGGCUUAUAUAGUUUGUAGAUUUUGUACACAAUUCAAAAUUUGCAUGUUACAAGUCUGAACCUUUAUAUGAGUGAUAAAAGUAAUCACGGUGAUAUGUAAUGGCAGAAAAAGUGUGAAUCUUUGUAGGAUCC
Daucus carota subsp. sativus is the source of this 1254-nucleotide messenger RNA. RefSeq lists its product as uncharacterized. NCBI's taxonomy places the organism in Eukaryota, Viridiplantae, Streptophyta, Magnoliopsida, Apiales, Apiaceae. The record is from RefSeq and is a predicted model, not a curated record. Bases 182 to 889 code for a protein of 235 amino acids. The transcript has 7 exons.